AUGAGCGGGAGCGGCGGGAGCAGGGCCCUGGAGCUGCUGCGGUCGCUGCCCAGGGUCAGCCUGGCCAACCUGAGGCCCAGUCUGGGCUCCAAAAAGCCGGAGAAAAGACGUGGCCGUGGAAGAUACGGAGGCAGGAAGUGUGGCCGAGGUCACAAAGGAGAAAGACAAAGAGGAAAUCGCCCCCGGCUGGGCUUUGAGGGUGGCCAGACUCCAUUUUACUUGGUGAUACCCAAGUAUGGGUUUAAUGAGGGACAUAGCCGCAGACGUCGGUAUCAACCGCUCAGUCUUCAGAGGCUGCAGUACCUGAUUGAUUUGGGUCGAGUUGACCCCACGCAACCCAUCGACUUAACACAGCUCACUAAUGCCAGAGGUGUGACAGUGCAACAUCUCAAGAGGGAUUAUGGAGUCCAGCUGGUGGAGGAGGGUGCUGACAUUUUUUCAGCAAAAGUAAAUAUUGAAGUGCAGAGGGCAUCAGAAUUAGCAAUUGCAGCCAUAGAAAGGAAUGGAGGUGUUGUAACAACAUCAUUCUACGAUCCGAGGAGCUUGGAAAUCUUAUGUAAGCCGGUAUUAUUUUUCCUGCGUGGCCAGCCUAUCCCAAAGCGAAUGCUCCCACCUGAAGAUCUCGUGCGUUACUACACAGAUGCCAGCAGUCGUGGCUACCUCGCAGAUCCAUCCAAGGUUGCAGAAGCCAGGCUUGAACUGGCCAAGAAAUAUGGCUACAUCUUACCAGACAUAACCAAGGAUGAGCUCUUCAACAUGUUAAGCAUGCGCAAAGAUCCGAGGCAGAUAUUUUUUGGUCUCGCUCCAGGAUGGAUCAUAAACAUGACAGACAAGAAAAUUCUCAAACCAACAGAUGAGAAGCUGUUAAAAUACUAUAGCUCAUGAAUUCAGGGCUGGAGAGAACUGCAGGUGUACAGGAAACAUCUGGGUAUGAAAUAAUGGAUACCAAGUGGUGUUUGUUUUUUUUGAGACUCCUGUUAUACUAGACAAAACAAAUUUUUGUUUAUGUAAUCUUCUGGUGUAGCUCUCAACUGGUUUAUUGUCAUAAUACU
Molecule: messenger RNA, 1052 nt
Organism: Merops nubicus (carmine bee-eater)
Lineage: Eukaryota; Metazoa; Chordata; Aves; Coraciiformes; Meropidae
Gene: MRPL15
Product: mitochondrial ribosomal protein L15
Exons: 5
Coding region: 1-885 (294 amino acids)
Biological process (GO): translation
Cellular component (GO): mitochondrial large ribosomal subunit
Molecular function (GO): structural constituent of ribosome
Source: RefSeq, a predicted model, not a curated record